Messenger RNA from Rubroshorea leprosula, 713 nucleotides. Lineage: Eukaryota; Viridiplantae; Streptophyta; Magnoliopsida; Malvales; Dipterocarpaceae. The record is from the annotation of a GenBank genome assembly.
UAAAUUAGUAAUUUUUUUUAACAUUAGAUGAUUAGUUAUAUAAUAAUGAUAUAUAGCCCCAAUUUCCACACUUCCCUAGUGAAGAAUGUUCCUUUAUGGGAGUGGAUUUUUUUGGUCCUCAACUUGAUCGUGGAGCUUCCCACUGCUGUUUUUGACCAGCUUUCAUCCCCGCAUAAGCCUCUUUAUGCGCUAGUGGCGAUGGCGUUGUCCCUCCUAGCCUUGGUACUUUGUGUCAUUCAGCUGCUCUACAAGGGAGUAAAAGAAGGAGUCACCUUUGAGUGUCUAGGAGGCAAGAUACCCUGGUUUUAUUCUCAUCCAUCUGGCGCUCAGAAUCCCAAGCGUUUUGGUACCUUUGCAGAUCUCAUGGGCUUGCUUAGUGCCAUAUCCCAAUGCAUUGUUACAGCAAUCAAUUAUGAUUUUGCGCGAAGGGCUGCUAAUAGUCCUAUCAAAUUCUCAUUGUUGCCUAUUAUCUUUGCUCUUUGCCUUUUAUUUUCAAGAAUUUUAGAGACCGUAGAGAAAAAGGCUUCAGAGGGACAAGAUGCUUGAGGACGGUUUCUGAUCAGGUUACGGUGUAGCGUUGUCACGGCAAAUGGAUAUGGUUCUUCGGUUCUUGCUGCUUUGUUGUGUUUUAAGAAUGCUGUAAUACAAAAUCUCUAAUAUUUUCUUAUUGUUCCUUUCAUUUUUUUUCUUAUUAAUAAUAUUUUCCCACUGGG